Molecule: messenger RNA, 483 nt
Organism: Helianthus annuus (common sunflower)
Lineage: Eukaryota; Viridiplantae; Streptophyta; Magnoliopsida; Asterales; Asteraceae
Exons: 1
Coding region: 1-483 (160 amino acids)
Biological process (GO): telomere maintenance; DNA repair
Molecular function (GO): DNA helicase activity
Source: RefSeq, a predicted model, not a curated record
AUGCAAUCCAAGCCGUUUGGGGGAAAGGUCAUUCUAUUUGGUGGUGAUUUUAGACAAAUUCUUCCGGUCAUCCCUAAAGGUACCAGAACAAUGCUAGUCAAUGCUUCUUUGAAUUCUUCUUAUGUAUGGUGGCGCUGUCAAGUACUAAAGCUAACUGAGAAUAUGAGAUUAAGAGUUGGUUGUCAGGAAGCAGAUUUGAAAGAAAUAAAGGAAUUUGAAGAAUGGAUUUUAAAGCUCGGCGAUGGUCUGCUUGGUGAAGAAAAUUAUGGUGAGAUUGGUAUUGAAGUACCAGAUGAUUUACUUAUUCAUGACCAAGUCAAUCCUAUUUCUUCUCUCAUUUCAUUUAUAUAUCCGGACAUGAAUAAGUUUUUGUGGGAUUUAACGUAUUUCCAACAAAGAGCGAUUCUUGCUCCAACUAAUGAAGCAGUGGAUUCAAUAAAUAAAGAGUUGUUAGAGAGUCCGCCUGGUGAAGAAAAGGUUUAG